Molecule: messenger RNA, 3128 nt
Organism: Astyanax mexicanus (Mexican tetra)
Lineage: Eukaryota; Metazoa; Chordata; Actinopteri; Characiformes; Acestrorhamphidae
Gene: cacng2a
Product: calcium channel, voltage-dependent, gamma subunit 2a
Exons: 4
Coding region: 1904-2878 (324 amino acids)
Biological process (GO): calcium ion transmembrane transport; positive regulation of synaptic transmission, glutamatergic; transmission of nerve impulse
Cellular component (GO): voltage-gated calcium channel complex; AMPA glutamate receptor complex; postsynaptic density membrane
Molecular function (GO): voltage-gated calcium channel activity; channel regulator activity
Source: RefSeq, a predicted model, not a curated record
CACACUUGCUUUGCACUCGAGGAGCAGCGCGAGCCCCAGCUAGAACCAGCUUCUCCAUCCGCGGCCGGGAUCAGUCCAGCUGCAUGGGGCAAGAGCACCCAUCACUCCUCCUCCUCCUGCUGCUGCCCUCCUCUCCAGCAGCGCCCCCCACCUCCACCACCCCUCACCCAACGCUGCUGCUACUGCUGCUACAGUUCCUCUGAUUCCUCCUCCUCCUUCUUCUCCUCAUCAUCAUCUCCUUCAUCCUCCUCAUCCUCUUCCAGCUCCAGCCCCCCGGUUCAUGGCGCAGGGGCUCCGCGGCCGGCGCGCGCCCCGGUGUCGACAGCUCGCUUCGGAGGAACGCCGAGGAGCAGGAGGAGAGGCAGCGGCGGGAGCAGCGCAGGCAGCGGGACUGUCCUCCAGCCUCGGAGCCGCGUCCGCAUUCUCCCCCAGCCCCUGAUGGUGGGAUCGGUGGGCUGCAUGCUUCCCGGACGCUCCACGCCCCCCCAUCCUCCCCACUCCUGGAGGACAUUUCCCAACAGCUAGGAGACACCUAUGGAAUCUGGGGACCAGAAUUUUAGGAAAAAGGAGAACUGAACGUUUGCGUUUUUUGCGUUUAGCUUCGCUCGAAGCUCCUGGUUCUGCUCGGUUCUAGCUCUCUGGCUCUACCUCUUAUCUAACGCUUCUUCUUCUUCUUCUUCUUCUUCGAGUUUGCUCUGAUUCUCUGAAUCAGUAUUUGAUUUUGGGACACUGAUGUAACAGCAGCGUACUGUUACGCUAUUUAUCAAUACUGGAAUAUUCUGGGGUGCUCGAUCUUUUUCGUUUUUUGAGGAGGUGCAGGCUUUGGGACUGAAAGGAAAUCUCAAAAUAUCUUAAACUAGUCUCAAAUACAGCCACCCAUCCAUUGAUUCAUUUGAUUCAUUUUAGUCAUUGACACAUUGAUUCAUUGAUCUAUUAUUGAUCUACGUCUUAUAUAUCUAUCUUUUGUUUUGCUUCUCUCAGUUUUAGUUUUCUGCAGGCUCCUGCUUGCUUCAUUCAACCUUCUUUUUAAGGCUGGGGGUCCGUCUAUCUAUCUGAUCUGUCUAUCUGAUCUCUACAUCUCUAGAUCUACAAGAACUCUGAUUCUCUUCUUUAGCUUCUUCUUAGCUUGGUGGUCUUUCUCUCUAUCUCCCUGUCCGUCUUUCUGUUUUUCAGUCAGUUUUCAUAAUGCUCCCAAUUUGAGCUUUUGGUGAUAUGUGUAUAAUAUAUGUAUAUGAGAUCUGAAUUUGGUGAGAGCCUAUAAAUUGGGGCACACUUGGGGUGGUCGUCCUGGUGGUGUGCACGUACCGUACGUACUAAAGCCACGAUCUCAGGAGCUCGGUUUAUAUCCAUCUAUAUAAAUAUAAAGAUAGACAGAUGUUCUGCAGCUGCAGGUUUUAUGUAGCUUUUAUUUUGGGAGCAUUCGUGCUUAUAUAAGGACGUGCAGCCUGGUGCAGAAAAUUAACACAUAGAUAUAGACACACUACUUACUGUUUAUUUAUAAUAAUAAUAGUAAUAGCCGAGAGACGGAAGGAAGGAAGAAAGGAAGGAAAUCACUAUAGCUAAAUAAGCAUUAUAACUAUAUAAGAAGAAGAACAGAGAAGAAAGAAGGGAAGGUGAGAAGGCAGAAGAAAGCCCCCCAGCCGGUCAGAGGCUCGGUUAGAUUUUUCUCCCCUCAUCUGUCUUUCACCCAAACGCAACCAUAAGGCUCCCACCGCCUCCUCUUCCUCCUCCCCCCUUCUCCUCUUCCUCUUCCUCCUCCUCCUCUUCCUCCUCCUCCUCUCCCUCCUCGCGCCUGGCGCUCUCCCGCUUCUUCCUGGGCUCGGCGUGGUCGCGCAAAAUCUCCAAUAUUUAUUUCCUGUACGUCAAGAGGAAAGGGGGUCCCCCCUUCGUGCAAUGCGGGAACAUGGGCGUGUUUGACCGCGGCGUUCAGAUGCUGCUGACCACGGUGGGCGCCUUCGCCGCCUUCAGCCUCAUGACCAUCGCCGUGGGCACGGACUACUGGCUCUACUCGCGCGGAGUCUGCAAGAUCAAGAGCACCAACGAGAACGAGACCAGCAAGAAGAACGAGGAAGUCAUGACACACUCUGGCCUGUGGAGGACGUGCUGCCUGGAAGGAAACUUUAAGGGAAUGUGUAAACAGAUAGACCAUUUUCCAGAAGAUGCGGAUUAUGAAGCCGACGCAUCGGAGUACUUCUUACGUGCUGUGAGAGCGUCCAGUAUAUUUCCGAUCCUCAGUGUGAUUCUGCUCUUCAUGGGUGGUCUCUGUAUCGCUGCCAGCGAGUUUUACAAAUCCCGCCACAACAUCAUCCUCAGCGCUGGGAUAUUAUUCGUUUCUGCAGGCCUCAGUAACAUCAUCGGCAUGAUCGUGUACAUAUCGGCGAACGCGGGGGACCCCACCAAGAGCGACUCCAAGAAAAACAGCUACUCGUACGGCUGGAGCUUCUACUUCGGCGCCCUGUCCUUCAUCAUGGCCGAGAUGGUGGGGGUUCUGGCCGUGCACAUGUUCAUCGACCGGCAUCGAGAGCUCAGGGCGGGGGCGCGGGCGGCAGAUUACCUCCAGGGCUCGGCCAUCACGCGAAUCCCGAGCUACCCGUACCGCUACCGGCGCCGCUCACGCUCCUCCUCGCGCUCCACCGACCCCUCGCACUCCCGGGACGCCUCACCGGUGGGCCUGAAGGGCUUCGGAGCGCUGCCGUCCACCGAAAUCUCCAUGUACACACUGACCAGAGGGGGCGACACGCUAAAGGGCAGCCACGGGACCCCCACGGCCACCUACAACUCAGACAGGGACCACAACUUCCUCCAAGUCCACAACUGCAUUCAGAAGGAGCUCAAAGACUCGUCCAACACAGCCAACCGGCGCACCACGCCCGUAUGAGGACGUGAGGAACCCCCAAGACCGAGAGAGAAAUGGGGGACGGGGCAGACGGGUGGGCAUAUAGAGAACAAAGCCCUCAAAUAUUACUGUAUUACUGAUCAAAUUUCAUAUCCCUUCAGUUCUCAUACUUCUUGAUUACGUAGAGCUGGGAGGAUCUUCUGUGUUUAUUUGAAAGGUUAUUUUACAUGUAUGCAUGAUUAUUUUUGCCAUUUGUCAUCAGGGAAUCGAGCUCGCUCUGUCUGGGGUUGGA